AUGCGCCGCGUCAUCGCUUCACGUCUUUGCGCCCAACGCCCUGCCCAGUGUGCCGCGACGGCAGCCGCCGCGCUGGCGUUCAACGCGUCUGUGCGGCGCCAGGGCACCCGUCAAGGGCCCCCCGCCGGUGUUCCGCCGGAGUUCCGCGCCCCGCCGCAGGGGUCGCGUCCGUCGCAGCACGAACAGCAGCAGCCGGAGGCGCACGCCGCGCCGGAGGAAAACUUCGAGCCACCGCAGAAGCCCACGGAACCCCCGAAGAUGCUGAAAAUAGACACGAACGCGAGGGGCAUCGCCACCGUGCAGCUCGGCCGGCCCCCGGUGAACUCCCUCAGCCUGGAGGUCUUUGAGGAGCUCAACAAGUGGAUGCUGUGGCUUGGGAGCGACGAGGGGUGCAACGCCGUCAUCCUCACCUCCGCGAUCCCCACGGUGUUCUCGGCGGGGCUGGACAUCAACGAGAUGUACAAGCCCCAACCCGAGCGUCUCCGUCGCUUCUGGCAGGCGUUUCAGGAGACCUGGCUGAUUCUCAACAGCUUCCCCAAACCCAUCGUCGCCGCGAUCAACGGCAACUCCCCCGCCGGCGGCUGCAUCUUGUCCCUCGGCGCCGACUUCCGCGUCAUGUCCCGUCACCCUGCGGGGAAGCCCGACCGCCUCUACCGCAUUGGGAUGAACGAAACCAAGCUGGGCCUCGCGGCCCCUGCGUGGGCGAUCCCCGCGUACGCGUACAUCGUGGGCUCCCGCAACGCCGAGCGCAUGCUGCAGCUGGGGGAGACACCGACCGCCGAUGAGGCCCUCAAGCUUGGGCUGGUGGAUGCCGUGGUGGAGGAGGAGCAGCUGCGCGAGGCCGCGCUGCGGGAGGCGGAGCGCUUCUUGGCGGUUCCGCAGCAGGCGCGGUGGAUGUCGCGUGACAUGAUGCGCCGCGAGUUCCUGCAGCACAUCGCCACCGACGAGGAUAGAGAGUAUGACACGCAGUUUGUGGUGGAGCUCAUGAUGAACCCCGAGGUGCAGAAGGGACUGGGCGCCUACAUGGCCCGCCUAAAGGGGCAGCAGGUGCGAAAGUAA
Trypanosoma conorhini is the source of this 1059-nucleotide messenger RNA. Its product is annotated as 3,2-trans-enoyl-CoA isomerase. The transcript has a single exon. Gene Ontology annotation, biological process: fatty acid beta-oxidation. Gene Ontology annotation, cellular component: mitochondrion. The record is from RefSeq and is a predicted model, not a curated record. NCBI's taxonomy places the organism in Eukaryota, Euglenozoa, Kinetoplastea, Trypanosomatida, Trypanosomatidae. Gene Ontology annotation, molecular function: enoyl-CoA hydratase activity. Bases 1 to 1059 code for a protein of 352 amino acids.